This is a messenger RNA of Colossoma macropomum (tambaqui), 9040 nucleotides long. RefSeq names its product membrane associated guanylate kinase, WW and PDZ domain containing 2b (gene magi2b). Gene Ontology annotation, cellular component: cytoplasm; dendrite. Gene Ontology annotation, biological process: receptor clustering; signal transduction. NCBI's taxonomy places the organism in Eukaryota, Metazoa, Chordata, Actinopteri, Characiformes, Serrasalmidae. Gene Ontology annotation, molecular function: type II activin receptor binding; signaling receptor complex adaptor activity; SMAD binding. The record is from RefSeq and is a predicted model, not a curated record.
UGCACUACGAUACAGGCGUCAGGAGCGAGCGGCGCUGGCGUGAAGAGCGAGCAGCAGCACGCAGGCUGGCAGGCAGGCAGGUAUGAAGGGCCACCCGGCACACACACGUUGGUAGGCUAAGACCGGUCAGUCAGCGAUGUCCAAGAGCCUGAAGAAGAAGAACCACUGGACGAACAAAGUCCACGAAGCGGUGCUCACCAGGAACAAGGAGGGCGAGCUGGGGUUCGAGCUGAAAGGCGGCGCCGAGAACGGCAACUUCCCCUAUUUCGGGGAGGUGAGGCAGGGCAAGGUGGCCAUCCAGACCGGCAAGCUGGCCCAGGACGAGCUGCUUCUGGAGGUCAACGACACGCCGGUGGCGGGGCUCACCACGAGGGACGUGCUGGCCGUCAUUAAGCACUGCAAGGACCCGUUCAGGCUCAAGUGUGUGAAGCAAGGAGGUGUUGUGGAUAAAGACCUCCGCCAUUACCUUAACCUCCGCUUCCAGAAGGGAUCAGUGGACCACGAGCUCCAGCAGAUCAUACGGGACAACCUCUACCUCCGCACUGUGCCCUGUACCACACGACAGCCUAAGGAGGGUGAGGUCCCAGGUGUGGACUACAACUUUGUCAGUGUUGACCGGUUUAUGGAAUUAGAGAAAAGUGGGGCCUUACUAGAGAGUGGAACAUAUGAAGAUAACUUCUAUGGCACGCCCAAGCCCCCAGCCGAACCCACGCCCAUGCUGUUUAAUGUGACUGACCAGCUGCUGCCGGGUGCCCGCCCCAGUGCCGAGGGGAAAAGGAAGAGGAACAAGUCGGUCAGCAACAUGGAGAAGGACAGCAUCGAGCCGCCCGAGGAGGAGCAGGAAGAGAGCCCCGUCGUUAAUGGCAACGGCAUUGCAAUCACGCCAGAGUCAAGUGAACAUGAAGACAAGAGCACCGAUGCUUCGGGUGAUGUGCCCCCCCAGUCGUGUCCACCUGAGACCCCCACCCUCACAGCCACAGACGCCCCAGAGGAGGAAGGCGAGGCCCCCAAAUCCCCCCCAGACUCGCAGGGCAACGAUGAUCUGGGACCGCUGCCUGACAACUGGGAGAUGGCCUACACUGAGAAAGGCGAAGUCUACUUCAUAGAUCACAACACCAAAACAACAUCAUGGCUUGAUCCACGAUUAGCGAAGAAGGCCAAACCACCAGAGGAAUGCGAGGACGAUGUAGCGGCAGACGUGACAGAAUGGCUUCGAAGCGCCAUCGCCCAUCAGAGGCCAAAAAAACGACAAAAAGAUGCAGAGCUACCGUAUGGCUGGGAGAAAAUAGAUGACCCUAUAUAUGGCAGUUACUAUGUUGACCACAUUAACAGAAGGACGCAGUUCGAGAACCCUGUACUGGAGGCCAAGAGGAGAAUCCAACAGCAGCAGCAAAUGCAAAGCCAAGGCCUCUCGGCCCUGCCGCUGCCCACCAUCUACAGAGAGAAGCCUCCGUUCACGCGGGACGCCACCCAGCUGAAGGGGACAUUUCUGUCCACGGCGCUGCAGAAAAGCAGCAUGGGCUUCGGCUUCACCAUCAUUGGCGGAGACGAACCAGACGAGUUUCUACAGGUCAAGAGUGUCAUACCGGAAGGACCGGCUGCGCAAGACGGCAAGAUGGCAACUGGUGACGUCAUUGUCUACAUCAAUGACAUCUGCGUUUUGGGCACCACGCAUGCGGACGUAGUCAAGCUCUUCCAGUCAGUUCCUAUUGGUCAGAGUGUGACCCUAGUGCUGUGCCGAGGCUACCCGCUGCCCUACGACCCGGAGGACCCCUCGGCCAGUUCCAGCAUGGCCCCUCUGGGUCUGGUGGACCACCCGCUCCUGCUCAAUGGAAGAAACACCUAUGAUAACUACAUGGAGUACAUGUCUUUGACUGGCCGGUUGGUGCCUGAGCAUGGCGAAGGUCUGCCUCAGGCGUCCCAUCCUGGAGACACCCAUCUGGACGGCUCACAGCCGCCCUCCCUCACCACGCCUGGAGCCCCGCCUGACGACAGUGUCUCCAUGGCAUCGUCGUCAGGGGCAACAGCGGGGGCCCAGGCAGCUCCGGAGCUUCUGAGCCUCACCAUGACCAAAGGAUCAGAGGGCUUUGGCUUCACCAUAGCAGACAGUCCUACAGGCCAGCGAGUGAAACAGGUGUUGGAGCCGCAGGGGUGUCCAGGGCUGUGUGAGGGAGAUCUGAUAGUGGAGAUUAACCAGCAGGGGCUGCAGGGACUCAACCACUCACAGGUGGUCCAGAUCCUGAAGGACUGUGCGGUGGGCACAGACGCCACCCUCGUCGUCCACAGAGGUGCAGGAACAGGACACUUCGCUCACUGGGAUGGCGCCAAACAGUGGGACCCCCAGGGAAGCCCCCAGACCAGCCUCUCAGCCCCUGGCUUAUCGCACAGUGCCCCCCACCCUGGCCAGCCGCUCCACUGCACCUCAGCCUCCGACACAGAAGGAGUCCACCUUAGCAAGCCUGACCCUUACGACCUGUACGAGAAGUCCCGUGCCAUUUAUGAGAGCAGACAGCCUGGGCCCCCACGAACGCUGACUGACUCCACAGGUGUGGAGUACCAGGAGGUGGAGGUGCACCUGCUGAGGGAGAAGACGGGUUUCGGCUUCAGGAUCCUGGGAGGGGACGAGGCGGUGCAGGCUAUCGUCAUUGGAGCGAUAAUCGAGAACAGCCCUGCAGAACGGGACGGGCGGCUGCGCCCAGGCGAUGAGCUUGUGUCCGUGGACAGGAUGCCUGUGGCAGGCCGACCACACCGCUACGUCAUAGACCUCAUGCACGCCGCCGCACGCAAUGGCCAGGUCACCCUUACUGUGAGACGGAGGGUCCUGCCUCAGCCCAGCCAGCCGUGUGGAGAGAAUGGUGCAGUGUCCAAUCAAAGCAGCUCCCCCCGAGGCCAUGCAGUGUGUCCAGUCAACCUGCCGCCCACCACCGAUGUAGUCAUCCACAGGAAAGAGACUGAAGGCUUCGGCUUCGUCAUCAUCAGCUCCCUGAACCGACCUGAAAACACUGCCACAAUCUCCGUGCCACACAAGAUCGGCCGCAUUAUUGAGGGCAGUCCGGCUGACCGCUGCGGAAAGCUGAAGGUUGGCGACCGCAUCAUGGCCGUCAACAGUCAGUCUAUUAUCAACAUGCCACAUGCUGACAUUGUGAAGCUGAUCAAAGACGCAGGCCUCACCGUUACGCUGCACAUCAUCCCUGAGGAAGACGUGAGUGGCCCCCACUCCGCCCCUACCUCAGAGAAGCAGAGCCCACUGGUGGCACAGAAGCACAGCCCCCAGACCCAAUCCAGCCCAGCAGCCCAGCAGAGUCCCACUGUGGUACACCCCAGCCCGCCAGCUCCCCAUCCCAGUCCGGCAACCACUCAGCCCAGCCCCCAGCUGGUGGAGCCAGGCCCCGGAGGCCCUCAAAGCAGCCCAGCCGUUACUCAGGCCAGCCAGCCUGUGAGUCAGCCCAGCCUGGAGGCGGUGCAGUCAGGCCCGGUGGUGACUCAGACAGGCCCUGUGGUGGAUCAAGGCAUUCCGGGUGUUACAGGAGUUCCAGUUGUUUCGGGUGUUCCGGUUGUGUCGGGUGUUCCCGUUGUUCCGGUUGUUUCGGGUGUUCCGGUUAUUCCAGGUGUCCAGCUCAGCUCCAUUGGUGGGGUACCGGUCCCAGUGCCCCCUCAGCUCUACCUCCAUGACAGCAGCUACAGGUCGGAGGUGAAAGCCAGACAGGACGUUAAGCCAGACAUCUGCCAGCCUCCGUACACAGACUACAGACAGCCUCCUGUGGACUACAGACAUCCACCAGUAGCAGACUACAGACAGCCUCCAACUAUGGACUACAGACAUCCACCUCCUCUCAUCGACUACCGACAACAUUCAAUCCCAGAUUACAGACCACAGGACUAUGACUACUUCACUGUGGAGCUGGAGAAGAGUGUGAAGGGCUUUGGCUUCAGCAUUAGAGGAGGGAGGGAGUACAAGAUGGACCUGUUCGUGCUGCGGUUGGCUGAGGACGGUCCUGCUAUCCGUAACGGCAGGAUGAGGGUGGGCGAUCAGAUCAUAGAAAUAAACGGGGAGAGUACGAGGGACAUGAGUCACGCCCGCGCCAUCGAGCUCAUCAAGGCAGGUGGCCGACGGGUGCGUCUGCUGCUGAAAAGGGGCACAGGACAGGUGCCCGAAUAUGACGGUGCCGCCCCCUGGAGUUUCUGUCCCUCCAGCCCCCCCUGCCUUGCAGAAAGUAGUGUCGCCUCACUAGCGCGACUCAACGCCCUUCACCAUCGCCCAUCAUCUCACCCAGCCUCCGCUCCGCCGGCCCCCCUCAUAGGCACUGCAUGACGGGUCCUGGACCAGACAAGGUGCUCCCUGGAGGCCAGCUUCGCUUGGUGCCACCAGCUUUGUGAAGUUGCACAUAGAGAAGGGGUGGCAGGUCCAUCCAGAAGAGCUGUGCUUAAAAGUGGCAACCAGACAGGAAGGGAAGAACAAGGGGAGGACAAGGGGGAGUUAUAUGAGUGCAAACAGCGUGUGACAAGACAUGACGUCCAAGGAUGAAGGGAAGGAUUGCCGUCAUAGAUUGUCUGAUCCAGGCUUUUUGUUUUUUUACGAUGAGGAAAACAUGGUAGUUUUACCAGGCCGGAUUUAAUGGCAGCUCUAGCAGCCUGGCUUGCACAGACGCGCUACGGUUUGAUUCUGGAUCCAGAGCAGAGACGCUGUCCGAGAAGACCAGACCGGACUCUUCACGUCUGGUCUUCCUGCCCGUUGGAUCCUCGCUCAUUUUGCUCCUCCCGCCAUCUGAGAGGGAACCGAUCCCCUUCAUUUGGUUUCUCAUGUAGAGGUUGUUUAUUUUUUCUAUUGUUUCGAGUUGGCUCCUGAAGCACUCCUGAAGCUCCUGAGCAUCCAGUGAAGAAAGGUGACAAUUCAGACAUCUAUGUGUAGCAUGAAAGGGGAUUCCAGGCCACCAAGAAUCUGCGAUGAACUCGAAUAUUACAUGAGUGUUGUGUUUCAUUAUUUGUCAGUGUGAAUCCACCGUAGACCUUCUGAUGUGCACUGAUGUGAAGGUAAAAAAGGCAAAGAGAACCAUUGUGGUGCUUUUCCAACGAGAGUUUAGACAGGUGGAGGUGGAAUGAUAUAUUUUUUCAUUUUUUGUUUAUUUUUAUUUAAGUACCGUAAUGGAGAGGGGGAGAGCAAGAGACAAAACAUCACAUAAAAGAAACAUAUCAAUCAGCAACCCAACCAUAAAAAGACUUGUAGCUCUAACCAUCUGUAAUACAGUAUCUCUGAUGCUAUGGAACAUGUGGUACUACGUUAUAUUCCUAUGAAAUGCAGUCCAUUUAUGAAGGCAGAAUUUUUUGUAACUCAGUAUUAUCUUGACUGUGGACUGUACCGAACCAAACCUGCUUACCACUCUUCUCGCAGGAUUCCUCGAAGCCUCAGUGUGUCAUUCCAGCCUCAUUCUCCCUGUACUGUGCUUCAUGAACCACACCACUGUGGGGCUGGGGCCCCGUCCCAAUCCUUACGAGCAGCCCUCCCUCGUCUCCUUUCCUUCAAGGCCUCUAACUUGAAGGGACCUUAGUAGGUGGAUGCUGAACGGUUGAGAUUACAUCCAGACAGUGGGAAAGCAAUGGAUUGCUUUGCUUGAACUGUGCUACCUGAGACUUUGGGAGUUUUAGUAAAGAAUCACCUGCAGAAGAGGGGACGAGAAGGUGUUUGCCUCUGGGUAUUGGGGCAAUAGCUGAGUCUUCAUAGCUGAGCAUGGCUGGAAUGGGACCCAGUUGUAUGGGGCAGAGUGCCUUACUGGCAGGAAUGGGUACAGCAUGAGAGCCGUUGUCCAUCGAGGCAACUGAGAAAGUUGAGUAACUUUAAGUAGAUCCUGUUGGCUUUUGAACAAGCUCAGAGUUUUUUUUGCUUUUCAGUAUCUCAUUGAAACAUGCAGCUGUAGAAGUUGUUGCUAAUGUUAAGUCACUUUUCUCCAAGCCUAUAGUGUGUCUGCUCGUGGAUAUUGAGUUCAAACAUUGUUAAAAAUAUACAUUGCUCCAGGCAAGGAUUCAGAGUAAUUUGUUCUAUCAAUGGUCCAGUAGACUGGUGGCUGUUUCACUAGGGAACUAAUAUAGACACUAUAUGAGAUAGAGAAGACUGCAGUUGUGACCUGCUCAUUUCUCCACAUUUCUGUUCAUAGUGAAAUCAUAACCGCACAGACGUUUUUGUUCUUGAAACGUGGAAGAGCAUAAGAAUGGCAAGAACAAGAUCUUUUACACAUGUAAUUGAUCACACUGUAAAAAUGAUUUAAUUUUAAAAAGUAAGAAAAUGUGAACGCCUUAAAUUUUAGAUUUUAUUGAAUUUCAAAAAAGUUCAUAGAAUUUAUUAGAAUGUUGAUCUAAGCUAGUAAAAUAGAUUUAAUGGUCUGUUAAAGGUGGUUUGGCAAAAAGAAAAUCAGAUUUUAUUUUCCACUUUCCUGUUGUCUAAAAUGACCCUCUAGCGUUCAGCAAUAAGUUUAGUUCAUUUUAAUAAUUCACAAUAAAUCAUAUUGCGUCAUAAAACCACUCUGACAAGUUGGGAUGUAGGGCUCCCUGAAAGUUUCAUGCAGGGGCUGCUUGGCUCACCUCACUUCCUCAGCAAAACAUGACAAUUUUGAUAAUCCUACUCUCUGUUUUGUUAUAGCUCCAUAAUUCCCUCUCCCACUUAGGAUGUAUCAAGCUGAAUAUAAGCAACAUAUGAAUAUAAGUAACAUGGCUGUAUAUCAAUAUACUGUAUGCCAGUGGUUUCCAACCUGGUCCUCAGGGCCCCCAGACAGUCCACUUUUCCCUUAUUUCCUAUGUGUCACGAGUUGGUUUGGAGCAAAACUGUGGAACGCCUUGGGGGUCAGAAACCACUACUGUAUGCAAAUGGACUAAAUUGUAAUGGUUGUUGCACCUUGGCUGUUGAAGUAAAACUGUUUUGUUUUUAACCAGGAUAGGACACAUACAUUACCUAAAGCCCACUAACAUCUCCACAAACAUACAUUCUUCACGUUUCAAGUUAAAACAGUCUCAAAAAUGCUAAAAUUUGCAGUUUUGUAGAUACUCUAGCAUAAGCUUUUUUUUUUCCAUUAGCAGCUUCAGUAUAUCUUCAUAAUCCACCUUUCCCUCUGAAAAACUGGGAGACACUGUCUUCCCUGUUUUUUUUUCUUGUUCCUUGUUCCUUUUUGUUUUUCACGGUGCUUUUGAAAGCCUAAUUGUGUAUCAAAUUUACUUAAAUAAAAAAUGGAAUUAUCAUUCUUCUUACAGACCAGGCUAAAAAAACCCACAAAAUUCUUGUUUUUCUUACAGAGUGGGACCAGGCUACAAUAAAUCGAAAUUCUCAUUCGUUCUUGGCAUCUAAUUAAUCAAGAGUAUCAAUUAAGAGUCUUUCAGUAGUUUUAAAAAUUACAUCCAAAAAUAAAUUGGAAAGAUACAAUCCAUGUGGGGCCCCAGUGUCUUCAGAGCCUUUGGAGUACCACCAUUUACAGAAAACAUGUUGUCAAUAUUAGCUCCAAUGCUAAACUAAGGAAGCAAAAUUUGGACGCUAAACACGUGUCUAAGUAAUUCUUUUUUUUGCCAAACUGUUUCUUUAACUUACUGUUUGAAGUUCAACAAAGUCAUCGUUUUAAGACAUAACUUUUUUAAGGUAAACCAACAAAUCUUUACAGUGCAAGAGGAACAAGUCUGUUGUAAAAGAUCUGUGUCAGAGGCCUACAGUGAUUAAACCUGCAGCUGCUGCCUGACCUGCCACAUUAAUUAUCCUACGAAGCUCUUCUUUAGCAGCAAAUUAGUCACCAAUAAUAGAGUCCAGCUUCCUGAAAGCAUCGCAUCAUUAAGAUACAAGAUAUAAUACCAAAGGUUAUCUUAAUUACAGAGUGUAUGAUACUCGCUCUACCACAUUAAGAUGGUCUUUGUCACAUAAUUGAUUAAGAUACUGAAGAAAAGAUAUGUAAAGUGAGGUAAAGAUGGUAGAGACGAAAGACUUUCACUUCCUGCAGAAGUAGUGGCUGUACUGGCCUUUUCUGUAGAGGCCAGUCCACUGAAACUGGUGGCUGAGAAUGAGUCCCAUCUGUUUAUAUACCCUGAAAUCAACCAGCUGCAUCUCCUUCACCCUUGCUAUGAACUUUUGACCGGUCUGAUAUCAGUCACCAUCUUCAGUCUUGCUGAUACUCAAAGCCAAGCAGGAAGGAAGGAGAACGUAUGUUGUGGUUCCUGUUGCUGGAGGACCAUGUGCCAUGAAAGACAAACAUUUCUCUGUUUUGCCUUUACAUGCAGUACGAUUAGCUUAAAGUACGACAGGCCUCUGCUGCUUUCCUCACAGCCUGACAACCGUGCCAACCCACUUCAACACUGAAAUACGCAGAAUGUAACUCAUGAAGAUGUGAGGUUAAAGUAGGAUGGUGACCCAAAUCAAAUCACAUAUCAGUUUGAAUGCACCAGAUUUGUAGGGGGGCAAAAAGUAGAAAAAAACAUGAUGAAACUGCUCCCUGGUUCAUAAGGCCCUGCAAGUUUUGUACCUAGCACAUCCAUUUGUACCGGUUCACACGAGUGGGUGCAGUGUGCUAGAUUUAAUUGCUGUUUACAUGAGGCGAUGUACGAAGAAAAAGAGAGAGCAUUUAUUGCACAGCUCUAGCUUUUACUGUUGAAGCUGUAUCCUGCCUGCUGUGGGGGAAAAAAGGAAAAAAAAAAACAUUUUAUAUUACUAAGGAAAAUAUUGAAUCUGUGAAAGAUGGCACAUUCAAGGGGCCCAUUUCAGAUCGAUAUUACUGUGUAGUGUUAGAUGUGUAUUUACCUUGUACAGCUGUACUCCUAUAAAUAUGGUUUAAUGUAUUAUUGAUAGUUUCAAAGACUUAAGUGAUCAAAUAUUUUUAUGAAAUGCAACAGUGCGGAUAUAUUAAAUUUUGCUAAACUCUUGUUUACCUGUACGAUAUUCUGAAAUACUGUCAAAUAAACUCUUGACAUGGUGUAAAGUAUUCAUUUUAUAGUACUCAUUAUACUCAUGUCCGUUUAUCUGAGUGUGAGCGGUUGUUAAAGGUACUGAAAGACAACAAAAUAAAAGAAAUGCUCAGAA